Messenger RNA from Mesorhabditis spiculigera, 420 nucleotides. Lineage: Eukaryota; Metazoa; Nematoda; Chromadorea; Rhabditida; Rhabditidae. The record is from the annotation of a GenBank genome assembly.
AUGUCCUCGCCGCUCGACAAACUACCGCAGGAGGUGAAAACCCUGAUCCCGAAGGAGAACACAGACUUCUGCAGCUCACUGACCGAGGACGAGGCCAAGCACUUGAAGUGCCUGCUCGACCAGCACAAAUCGUUCGACAACGUCGACGCGAUGAUGGAGGAAUGCCACGGCAAAUGUGAUACGCUGCACCAGAAGUUUGGCUCAAUGCUGGCACGAAACAAGGUGAGGCUCGCCGGCCUUUCCGACUCGGCUGCUGCUUUUUCAAAGGAGGCAAUGCACUACGUGUGUGAAGUGAAGGGAAACCUGCUUCACGGCAAAGACGUCGACGCCGCCAAGGCCAAGCAAAUCCGCGAAAAUUUCGCCGCCCUAUCCCCGGAGGAUCAGGCGGCCGUCCGGAAGAACAAUCCCGAUAUCCAAUUC